This is a messenger RNA of Carica papaya (papaya), 725 nucleotides long. Its product is annotated as ethylene-responsive transcription factor ERF021-like. Gene Ontology annotation, biological process: regulation of DNA-templated transcription. The record is from RefSeq and is a predicted model, not a curated record. Lineage: Eukaryota; Viridiplantae; Streptophyta; Magnoliopsida; Brassicales; Caricaceae. Gene Ontology annotation, molecular function: DNA binding; DNA-binding transcription factor activity.
UCUGCAAAACACCUAAAAAUCUACUUACCAUCAAUGGAAGAAAUCGGAAGCAGCAGCAAUCCCCGCGGAACUUCAUCGAGUUACAGAGGGGUUCGGAAAAGAAAAUGGGGCAAAUGGGUGUCUGAAAUUCGGGAGCCUGGAAAGAAGAGCAGGAUUUGGCUAGGCAGCUUCGAGACUCCGGAAAUGGCCGCCGCCGCAUACGACGUCGCAGCCUUGCAUUUCAGGGGACGCGAUGCUCGUCUAAACUUUCCUCAACUUGUCAACGAUCUCCCCAAGCCAAUAAGCUCCGACGCCGACGAUAUUCGGCUGGCGGCUCACUCGGCGGCUGUCCGCAUCAGGACGACUCCGAGUAGUGGAAGUACUUCGACGGGAGCUGCGGAGGGUAGUCCUGGCGGCCCUGUAGGAAACGCCGCGCCGAUCACCGUUCGGCUUUCGCCGAGCCAAAUUCAGGCGAUCAAUGAGUCGCCGUUGGACUCGCCGAAGAUGUGGAUGCAAAUGGCGGGAGCGCUCAUGUUAGACGACGACGUUUCGUCCAUGAGGUUUCCUUAUGAAAUGGAUAUGGAGGAGAAUGAGUGGGAAGAUUUGCAGACGUCACUCUGGGACCCUUGAGUUUUAGGUACUUACAAUUACUCUUACUAAUACGGCGCCGUAUCAUCCUAAUUAUUAAAAAAAAAAAAAACCAACAUUAAUUAUUUAUAACAUUUAUUAUUAUAAUUGAAUAAAUA